UGUGACAAUAGGCGGCUACUGGAAACGGGGUGAAACCAAGACAGUCUGGUGGCAGGAGCACCGCCCCCUGACCGCUGCGGCCCCCUGGCCGCUGCUGUUGCUGGCUGGCUUCCCUUGCUUGAGAGCAGAGGACCCAGGAGUCAGGGUGCACAGGCUCCCUCUCUCUGAGACACUCAGGGUCUGGAUCACCUACCUCUUCAUCCCUCAGGACCCAGACACCCAGCUGUCACCUCCAUGGAGCCCUAUCGGUCCCUGGCCCUGGUCUCUGGCUCCCUGGGCCUGGCGUCCAUCCUGGUUGCUCUGAGCACAGAUUACUGGUUCAUGGCGGUGGGCCCCAAGUUUUCAUCUCAUUCGGGCCUCUGGCCAUCAGGUCACCAGGACUCAGUAGCAGGCUACAUCCACUUGACACAGAGCUUCAGCAUCCUGGCCGCCCUGUGGGGCCUGGUGUCCGUGGCCUUCCUGGUGCUGUCCUGUAUCCCCUCGCUGUCCUCCCCGGGUCGCGGUCCCCUCGUCUCUGCCUUCACAGCCUUUGCUGCAGCCCUCUCUGCAAUGGUGGCCAUGGCGGUCUACACCAGUGAGAGGUGGAACCAGCCUCCAAAAGCCCAGAUCCAGUCCUUCUUCUCCUGGUCCUUCUACCUGGGCUGGGGUUCAGCUCUCCUCCUGCUCUGCACAGGUGGCCUGAGUCUGGGCGCUCACUAUGGUGCCCCCCGGCCUGGCUAUGACACCUUGUGAGCCGAAGUGACAACAGCCGAUGGAGCACUAUUCUCUGGAGGUAUCAUCAGGAGCCACGGGAACACCCAGCGUUUCCCCCAGCCUUCCCCCCAGCCUUCCCCCCAGCCUUCCCCCCAGCCUUCCCCCCAGCCUUCCCCCCAGCCUUCCUGCCCAGCCCUUCUGCAAACCCUCCAUUUGCUUCUCCAUCCAUUCAACAAAAAUUGGCCAGGA
Manis javanica (Malayan pangolin) is the source of this 942-nucleotide messenger RNA. RefSeq names its product natural killer cell granule protein 7 (gene NKG7). Gene Ontology annotation, cellular component: plasma membrane. The record is from RefSeq and is a predicted model, not a curated record. NCBI's taxonomy places the organism in Eukaryota, Metazoa, Chordata, Mammalia, Pholidota, Manidae.